Molecule: messenger RNA, 918 nt
Organism: Cutaneotrichosporon oleaginosum
Lineage: Eukaryota; Fungi; Basidiomycota; Tremellomycetes; Trichosporonales; Trichosporonaceae
Cellular component (GO): nucleus
Source: RefSeq, a predicted model, not a curated record
AUGGAGUGGGAGCCCAACGGCGCUCCCAUAGACACCUCACCAAGCACCUCCUCUUUCCAUUCCCCCGUAAACGGCUCAAACGGCACGGCGGCUGCGGCCGCUGGGCCCGCGGCCAAUGGCGCAACUCUCUUCAUCUCCCUCGACACCAAUGUCCUCAUCGACCAGCUCUCGGUUGUGAGCGAGGUACACGCGCGCCUGAUUUCCGCAGGCUCCACAACAUACCUUCUGGUCGGACAGCAGGCCGUCAAUGAGCUUGACGGAUUGUCAAAGAGCACGCGCUCCGAUCUCGCGGCAGCCGCGCGCGAAGCGACGCUGUGGCUGGACACGACGAUACGUGGUCCGCGCGUGGGGCGAGCGUCGCGCCUGCGCAUCGAGAGCCGCGCGGAGCGCAUCGCCGCCGCGUUAGAUACGCACGAGGGCGUGGGCAUUCAGGCGCGCGAGGACGACGCGAUCCUCAGCUGCUGCAUAUGGUUUGGGCGCGCGGCUCCCGUACUCCUCUGGACACACGACCGCAAUCUCGCGGUCCUGGCGGAGGGGAGCGCGGUGCGCACCCUCGUCGGGCGCGCAGGGGCGCUGCGCCUUCUGCGAGAGGCGGGUGUCGCGCUGGACGCUGAUGAGGGGAUGGAGCUGGACGUGGAGAUAGCCGCGAGCGACGCCAUUAGCCACGCGCGCGCCAUCGCUGCGCGGCUCGACGACCUCGACUCACCCGACAAGCCGGUGGAUUUGCGGCGUGCGCUUGUGCGUGCCUUCGCACAUGCGCGCAAGUUCGCGGCUUACCUUGCCGGCGAUCCUGAACGCGUGCGGGCUGGCGAGGCGGCCAACGCGCUUCUCAUCGUCGCCCAGGAGCUAGGGAGACUGAUGCCGCUCGACAAAAACGCAUGGGCUGCCGCUGCGGCGCAGGUCCGGCAGCUGCCCUAG